Molecule: messenger RNA, 2091 nt
Organism: Harmonia axyridis
Lineage: Eukaryota; Metazoa; Arthropoda; Insecta; Coleoptera; Coccinellidae
Product: transcription initiation factor IIB-like
Exons: 5
Coding region: 1133-2014 (293 amino acids)
Biological process (GO): transcription initiation at RNA polymerase II promoter; transcription preinitiation complex assembly
Cellular component (GO): transcription preinitiation complex; nucleus
Molecular function (GO): RNA polymerase II general transcription initiation factor activity; TBP-class protein binding
Source: RefSeq, a predicted model, not a curated record
UGUUGUGUUUGUUUUGAUUUUUAUUUGUCGAUUGAGAUGAGAAGCCAAGUUUAUUUGUAUUGAUUUCUUAUUUUUAAGACAAAAUUUCAAUGACUACUAUAUAUAGCGUUUCUCUUAUUUUGCCAAUUGGUUUUUCGAAAGAAAAUUUUUUCUUAGUCUAUAUGUCAAAAAUAACAAUUGAAAAAAUUUCGCAGAAAUUUUAUUUACUGUUUUCAUCAGGAUUGAGCAUUACACGUUGCUUGAAAAAUUUUUUGAUGAGAUCUCUAAAUUAUAAACUUCAAGCUUCAAAAAGUUUUCUUCAAAUUGAUAUACGACCAUUUUCAUCAAAUAUACAGCCGUUUGAAAAACCGCAAAAAAUUUUGAAUUUUAUUUUUAUCCUUCAAUUUUUUCCACUAGUUUAUAUUCGCAAAAUUCCAUCGAUAUUGAUGAUAAUUUGAUUUUAUUCGUCAAACCACAUAAAAUUUCAUCGAUUCGAAAAUACAUAUAGAUCAUUUUAUAUCAAUCUACAUUUACUUGAUAAUAUGAAGGUAUAAAUUAAUUUUUCACUAAACCUGGGCGUUGUUCCGAAGAUAUCGAAAUGUUCACAAAUGUUGAUCUCACGAAAUUUUAUACCAAACUCGUGUUUGUAUUUUACAACUAACAAAGACUGUUGUCCGUUGUGUUUCAGUUUUAUCCGUUAAUUUUUUGAUUAUUUUUCUUCUUAGAAAACGUUCCUCGUAAUCCUAUACUUCGGGAUUUCAUCAUCUUACCCUCCACGAAGGAUAAGUGACGAAUAUCAUGAUAUAUAACAAAUUUCAAAUAUUAAUCAUUAUGUAUUCCAAAUUUUAUUAUGUAAAAUACUAAUGUCAGCUUAUGACCAUUCAGUGGCUACUAUCGCAUUAAAAAAAAAUAGUUUUAUGAAUAUUUUCAACUUUCGUCAUCUUAGCACCCUUUUCCCCAUAUAUCUGGUAUUCAAGGGUGAAAUUGGCGACUGAAUGAACACGAGCUCAAAAGCUCCUGACCUCAAGUCAGUGUUUUCUUAAUUUCUUUAAUAUCCUUCAUUUCAUGCUCUAAAUAAUUAUCAAUAAUUGUCAAUUGUGAUUUCAGAAAAGAUAGUACAAUAUGUUGUCCACAUCAUCCAGAAGCAUAUUUGAUGGAGGAUUAUAGAGCCGGAGACCUUAUUUGUCAAGAAUAUGGAUUAGUGGUUGGGGACAGAGUUAUAGAUGUGGGCUCGGAGUGGAGGACUUUUAGUGAUGAGAAGAGUAAAGGUGGUGAUCCCUCACGUGUUGGUGGGCGUGAGAAUACAUUACUCAGUGGUGGAGAUUUAUCAACAAUGGUCGGUCCUGGAGGACGAGGUGAUGCAGCAUUCGAUUCAUCUGGAAACUCCAAAUAUAAAAACCGUAGAGAUCUAAGAAGUUCCGACAAAGCUAUGGUUUCUGCAAUAAAGAAGAUUUCUGGAAUGGGUGAAAGGAUAAAUGUGCCAAGUUCGAUUACUGACCGAGCUAAUAAUUUAUUCAAACGAGUUAUAAAUAAUCUGAAAGGCAGAUCUCGUGAUGCUAUAACUGCAGCUUGUUUAUACAUAGCCUGCAGACAAGAACAUGUACCUCGUACUUUCAAAGAAAUUUGUGCAGUGAGUACAGUCAGCAAAAAAGAAAUUGGACGUGUUUUCAAACUGAUUCUUAAAGCUUUGGAAACUACAGUUGAUCUUGUAAAUACAGGUGACUUCAUGUCUCGGUUCUGCGCAAAUUUGGAACUUCCAAUUAAGGUACAAAAAGCUGCAAUAUGCAUAGCAAACAAAGUGAAGGAAUUCGACAUUGUUACUGGAAAGUCUCCCGUUUCCAUUGCAGCAGCCGCCAUAUUCAUGGCGUCUCAGGCAUCCGAAUGUAAGAAAAGUGCACUUGAAAUUGCAGAAAUUGCCGGUGCUGCAGAAUCUACGAUCAAAAAUACAUAUCGGCUAAUGUAUCCUCAAGCAUUCCGACUAUUCCCCGAAGAUUUCGAAUUUGAUACUCCCGUUUAUCGGUUGCCUACUAUGUAAUAUGUAAUAUAUUUGUUUUUAUGUUUAUAUUUAAGUUAAAUAUAUUCUUUUUAUUUAUUCAACCAUGUAUUUCUCUA